Brenthis ino (lesser marbled fritillary) is the source of this 609-nucleotide messenger RNA. NCBI's taxonomy places the organism in Eukaryota, Metazoa, Arthropoda, Insecta, Lepidoptera, Nymphalidae. The record is from the annotation of a GenBank genome assembly.
AUGGCAUUUCCAAAGAUAGAUGGAUAUGUUGUGACUGAAAAACUCGGCUCUGGAAGCUAUUCUACGGUGUACAAAGCUUAUACUAAGGUGGGAGCUCGGUCAAUAGUAGCAGUGAAAUGUGUGGACAAGUCUAGAAUAAAACACUCUGGUGCGGCCAUAGACAAUCUAAUUACCGAGAUAAGACUGCUGAAGACACUGACACACCCACAUAUAGUGCAUAUGAAGCACUUUACUUGGGAUGACAAAAAUAUCUAUAUAAUAAUGGAAUACUGUUGCGGCGGGGAUUUGUCCAAAUAUAUACAUAAAUAUGGAAGAAUCCCGGAGAAACAGGUACUGUACUUUCUCCAACAAUUGGCGUCUGCUUUAAAGUUUCUUCGAGAAAAAGGCGUGGUCCACAUGGACCUCAAGCCGCACAAUCUUCUCCUGCACAAGGACUCCGAUGAAAAAUACAUGUUAAAAGUUGCUGAUUUUGGUUUCGCGCAACAUCUAUCAGAAGACACCAUGAAGAGUAUCCGCGGGUCGCCGCUGUACAUGGCGCCCGAGAUGGUGCUCGGUAACUACGACGCUAGAGUCGACCUGUGGAGUGUGGGUGAGAUGCACGUUGUGUUG